Messenger RNA from Drosophila novamexicana, 1930 nucleotides. Its product is annotated as cytosol aminopeptidase-like. The transcript is spliced from 3 exons. The coding region runs from base 112 to 1749 and encodes 545 amino acids. Gene Ontology annotation, cellular component: cytoplasm. The record is from RefSeq and is a predicted model, not a curated record. Gene Ontology annotation, biological process: proteolysis. Gene Ontology annotation, molecular function: manganese ion binding; metalloaminopeptidase activity. Lineage: Eukaryota; Metazoa; Arthropoda; Insecta; Diptera; Drosophilidae.
UAAUCGUGAAAAAAAAAAUAUAUAUAUUAGUUGCAAAUAUAAGUGUUAAAAUUUCAAGUGAAUCUCCAGUUCGAAUCAUUAAACUGAAACCCGAAAACUUCCUUUAAAAAAAUGUUUGGUCUAACUCGUCGCGCCAUCUUCCGUGUCAGUAAUCAGCAGCUAUGCCGCCAGUUCGCAUCUCAAGCCAUCAACCAGAUGCUGAUGCUUCAGCAGAUGGACAUCUGUGCUGAUCAGCCAUCUCGCGGUCUGAUCCUCGGCGUCUAUGCCGAUGAAGAGGACAAAAACGAUGCUGGCAUUCUGACUGGACCUGGCUGGCGAUACAACGUGCAGAAGACCAAUGGCCGUCUGAUUGAGGUGCUCCGUAUGUCUGGACCCAUGCCAAAGCGUGGUGAGGCUCGUCUCUUGUUUGCGGUUGAGCCGGAACGCAUUCCCUACUAUUCUGUCGUGGCCGUUGUUGGCCUGGGCAAAGAAUGUUUGGGAUACAAUCCCUACGAGGUUCUGGAUGAGCAAAAGGAAGCCAUCCGCCGUUCAGUAGCCAAGGCCUGCCAGGUUCUGGCUGAACUAGACACAGAUCGUAUUGAAGUGGAGAACUGCGGACAUGCCGAGUCUGCUGCCGAAGGUGCAGCCUUGGGAAUUUGGGCCUACCAAGAAAUGCGCGACCCCAAAUCUCGCAUUUCCAUUCCCUCAAUCGAUUUGUACGCUGUCAAGGAUGAGGUCUGCGAUAUUGAAGGCUGGCGUAUUGGACUACAGAAAGCCGCUGCACAGAAUCUGACCCGUCAACUGCAGGAGAUGCCCUCCAACUUGCUAACCCCCACAGCAUUUGCCCAGAAUGUCGUCGAGGUUCUGUGUAAAUCUGGUGUCAAUGUGGAAGUCAAAGUAGAAGGCUGGGCCGAGAGUCAGUCAAUGCACGCCUUCUUGGCGGUGGGCAAGGCUUCUUGUGAGCCACCGAUCUUCCUAGAGCUGAGCUACUACGGAACCUGUGCCGAGGAACGUCCCAUUGUGCUGGUCGGUCAGGGAAUCACCUUUGAUGCUGGCGGCCUGUGCCUGAAGAAACGCGGAGAGCUCUACCACAUGCGUGGUGACAUGACUGGAGCUGCUGUUGUUGUGGCGACCUGUCGUGCCGUAGCAGGACUGCGUUUGCCGGUCAACAUUCGCGGUCUCAUCCCACUCUGCGAGAACGUCAUUGGAUGCAACUCGUUCCGUCCCGGCGACAUGGUUAAAUCCAUGAAUGGCAAGACUAUCGAGGUCCAAUGUACCGACCAUGAGGAUGUUCUGGUUCUUGCCGAUGCUUUACUGUAUGGUCAGAACUUCUGCCCCAAGUGCAUCAUUGAUAUUGGCACCUGCUCGGGCUAUAUGCGUCAGGCCUUGGACGAAGCUGCUUGCGGCGUCUUCACCAACUCUGAAAUCCUCUGGCAACAGAUCAAGCACGCCAGCAUGCACACCGGAGAUCGCGUCUGGCGCUUCCCAUUGUGGAACUACUACAGCAAGGCUGUCCGCGCUGGACAGCGCAGUGAUGUUCAGAACUACGGCAUUGGACGUGGAGGCCGUCCCUGCAAGGCAGCUGCCUUCCUGCGUGAAUUUGUGCCAUGUGGCCAAUGGAUGCAUAUUGAUGCCACUAAUGUGAUGGUAACAAACGGCUUGGACUUUGAAUACUUGCGACGUGGCAUGGCCGGCCGUCCUACCAGAACCCUGAUCGAAUUCAUCGCUCAAACCAUUUGCAAGGAUACUGCACCAAAGAUGGGAAAAUAAAUUUGUGUGUCGACAAUGUAGCUGACCGUUAUCCAAAACAAUGCAUUUAGGCGCAAAAUGCAAGGAAGUGUCGUUUAAACCGAUAUGUUUAUAAAUUUCUGGUGAAAAAGUAUUGUGACGAAGUUUCAAAAUAUUAUGUUUAAAAGUCACUGGAAUAAACAAAGCUUUUUCUCUACAAGAA